This is a messenger RNA of Nymphaea colorata (pocket water lily), 967 nucleotides long. RefSeq lists its product as uncharacterized. The transcript has 2 exons. NCBI's taxonomy places the organism in Eukaryota, Viridiplantae, Streptophyta, Magnoliopsida, Nymphaeales, Nymphaeaceae. The record is from RefSeq and is a predicted model, not a curated record. The coding region runs from base 91 to 615 and encodes 174 amino acids.
AUCUUCAUUUUCUGCGCUUUCUUCUUCUUCUUCUUCUUGUUUUCGCUUCCUUCCUCCAUUGUUAGGGUUUCUUGCUUUCGAGGGAACGAGAUGGCGCAGGAGGGCGGAGAGUACCAGAACGGGACCGGAGCAGAGAACGGGAGCUCGAAGGGCCCGGUCUUCUCCGCGCUCAGGCCGAAGCUCGUCGUUGAGGCUCCCAAGGCCGCCGACGCCGUCGCCUUCUACAAGGCGGCUUUCGGUGCCGAGGAGGUUGAGCGCUCCAACCACCCGAAGCGGAAGGCUGAUCAGGAGCUCCCUCUCAUUCUCUUCUCCCGUCUCCGUCUCGGCGCCGUGGAGCUGCUCGUCGCCGACGAGACUGAGGAGUCUGGAGCCGGGGCGAAAUCCGUGGAGGCUCUUGGUGGUGCAUCUUUCGUGCUGUGCCUGGAGACCGACGACGUCCAGGCAGCGGUGGCGAGUGCGGUGAAGGCCGGUGCUGUGGUGGCGGAGGAAGUCAGCGGUGAAGGCCGGUGCUGCUGCAGGGGGCACACGACCAAGUUGAAGGACCCGUUCGGCUUCGUCUGGGCUAUCGGAUCUCCGUCGAAGGCUGCUGCUGUCGAGGCUGACGGCCAGGCCUAGGCCAACUCCCCUCUCUCGCCCUCUGUUGAAAGUAUCCGUCGGGGUCGUCUGCCUUCCGACGUUCUUCUUGUGUCAGUCUUUUUUUUUUUCAAUGAACGGUUUAAAAAGUACUAAAAUGGGUCUCUCCGGUGAGGUUCCCUGCCGUCCGGGAUGUUAACCCGUGGCUUCGGGACCUUUUCAGUGGUGGUUUACUGAUUUCCUUGUGUAAAUGUUGCCGGAGCCCUUAUCGGCUGCGUGCUUCUCGGACAGCUACUGAACUUAGAAAAAAAAAAGAGGGGAACGUGGUUCGUUUCAUGCCGUCCAUCUAGCUGAUUAAUGAAAUGGUUCACUACUCGUGGUGUUCUUUUUUAAA